GGGCGCGCUCGGCGGCGGACUCGCAUUGUUCGGGCGCCUCCCGGAGCGCACACAGCCUGCUCGCAGCGCCCGCGACUGCCGCUCCGGCCCCGGCUCUGCCGCCGGCAGCUCAGAUUAAAGAAACGGAUUGAUCAAGAAACUGAGUCUCAGGAGAAGAAGGAGAAAGAGAAGGAAAAGAGGGUCGCUGCUCUAAAAGAAGAACUGACCAAGCUGAAGUCUUUUGCUUUGAUGGUAGUGGACGAACAACAAAGGCUAACAGCACAGCUUUCCCUUCAAAGGCAGAAAAUCCAAAACUUGACCACAAGUGCAAAGGAAACAUAUGCUAAACUAGCCCUUGCUGAAUCUAGAGUUCAGGAAGAAGAGCAGAAGGCAACCAGAUUAGAGAAAGAACUGCAAACACAAACCACAAAGUUUCAUCAGAACCAAGAGGAAAUUAUGGCCAAGCUCACCAAUGAGGACAGUCAAAAUCACCAACUGCGACAAAAGUUGGCAACACUCAGCCAACAAAUUGAUGAGUUAGAAGAGACCAAUAGGUCUUUACGAAAAGCAGAAGAAGAGUUGCAAGAUAUAAAAGAAAAAAUCAACAAGGGAGAAUAUGGUAAUGCUGGUAUCAUAAGUGAGGUUGAAGAGCUCAGGAAACGUGUGCUAGAUAUGGAAGGGAAAGAUGAAGAGCUCAUAAAAAUGGAAGAACAAUGCAGAGAUCUCAAUAAAAGGCUUGAAAAGGAAGCAACUCAGAGCAAAGACUUCAAAUUAGAGGUUGAGAAACUUAAUAAAAGGAUUAUGGCUCUGGAAAAAUUAGAAGAUGCUUUCAGCAAAAGUAAACAAGAAUGCUACUCUCUGAAAUGCAAUUUAGAAAAAGAAAGGAUGACCACAAAGCAGCUGUCUCAAGAACUUGAGAGUUUAAAAGUGAGGAUCAAAGAACUAGAAGCCAUUGAAAAUCGGCUAGAAAAGACAGAAUUCACCCUAAAGGAGGAUUUAACUAAACUGAAAACAUUAACUGUGAUGCUUGUAGAUGAACGUAAAACAAUGAGUGAAAAAUUAAAGCAAACUGAGGAUAAGUUACAAGCUGCUGCUUCUCAGCUUCAAGUGGAGCAAAAUAAAGUAACCACAGUUACUGAGAAGUUAAUUGAAGAAACCAAAAGGGCACUCAAAUCCAAAACUGAUGUGGAAGAAAAGAUGUACACUGUGACCAAAGAGAGAGAUGAUCUUAAAAGUAAACUAAAAACAGAAGAGGAGAAAGGAAAUGAUCUCUUGUCCAAAGUUAAUAUGUUGAAAAAUAGGCUUCAAUCGUUGGAAGCAACUGAAAAAGAUCUUGUAAAAAACAAAUUAAAUCAAGACUCUGUUAAGUCCACAACGGUAGUACACCAAGAAAACAAUAAGAUUAAAGAGCUCUCACAAGAAGUCGAAAGACUAAAACUGAAGUUAAAGGAUAUGAAAGCCAUUGAGGAUGACCUCAUGAAAACAGAAGACGAGUAUGAGACUCUGGAACGAAGGUAUGCUAAUGAACGAGACAAAGCUCAAUUUUUGUCUGAAGAGCUGGAGCAUGUCAAAAUGGAACUUUCCAAGUAUAAAUUAGCAGAAAAGACAGAGUCCAGUCAUGAGCAAUGGCUUUUCAAAAAACUUCAAGAAGAAGAGGCUAAAUCAGGGCAUCUUUCGAGAGAAGUGGAUGCAUUAAAAGAGAAAAUCCAUGAGUACAUGGCAACAGAGGACCUAAUAUGUCACCUCCAGGGAGAUCACUCAGUUCUGCAAAAGAAGCUGAGUCAACAAGAAAACAGGAACAGAGACUUAGGAAGAGAAAUUGAAAACCUCACUAAAGAGUUAGAGCGGUAUCGGCAUUUUAGUAAGAGCAUCCGACCCAGUCUUAAUGGAAGAAGAAUCUCUGACCCUCAAGUAUUUUCUAAAGAAGUUCAGACAGAAGCAGGAGACAAUGAACCACCAGACUACAAGAGUCUCAUUCCUCUGGAACGAGCAGUCAUCAAUGGUCAGUUAUAUGAAGAGAGUGAGGAACAGGAUGAGGACCCUAAUGAGGAGGAAUCUGUGCUGGCCUUCAAAUGCAACCCAUCUGUUCCUCUUCCUGUAAACAGGAAGCUAUGGAUUCCUUGGAUGAAAUCCAAGGAAGGCCAUCCUCAGAAUGGAAAAAUACAAACAAAGUCUAAUGGCAACUUUGUGCAACCUGGGGAUCUAGUCUUAAGCCACACACCUGGGCAGCCACUUCAUAUAAAGGUUACACCAGACCAUGUCCAAAACACAGCCACUCUUGAAAUCACAAGUCCGACCACAGAGAAUCCUCAUUCUUACACAAGCACUGCUGUGAUACCAAACUGUGGCACCCCAAAACAAAGAAUAACCAUUCUCCAGAAUGCCUCCAUAACACCAAUGAAAUCCAAAACCUCUACUGAAGGCCUCGUGAAUUUAGAGCAAAGCAUGUCCCCAAUUACCAUGGCAACCUUUGCCAGAGCUCAGACUCCAGAGUCUUGUGGUUCUAUAACUCCAGAGAGGACAAUGUCACCUAUUCAAGUUUUGGCUGUGACUGGUUCAGCUAGUUCUCCUGAGCAGGCACGCUCUCCAGAGCCAAUAGAAAUUGGUGCCAAGCACGCAAUUUUCAGAGUCUCUCCAGACCGGCAGUCAUCAUGGCAGUUUCAACGUUCAAAUAGUAACAGUUCAAGUGUGAUAACUACUGAGGAUAAUAAAAUCCACAUUCACUUAGGAAGUCCUUACAUGCAAGCUGUGGCCAGCCCCAUGAGACCUGCCAGCCCUUCAACAACACUUCAGGAUAACCGAACUCAAGGCUUAUCUAAUGGGGCAUUAAACAAAACAACCAGUAAAGUCACCAGCAGUAUUACUAUCACACCAACAACCACACCUCUUCCUCGACAAUCACAAAUUACAGUAAGUAAUAUAUAUAACUGACCACUCUCACCCUCAUCUAGCCCAUACUGAUAUUCUUGCAAGGAAUUCAAUCAUUUUUAAUCAUCCCCCAAAAGACUGAUUGAACUUGUACUUUUGGAAGUUUUGUGCAUGAAUUGUACCAAAGAACCUGAAACUAACAAAGUAUUGCCUGCAUAGUCAUCCAAGUGUGCACUUACUGUAUAUCUUUUCAUUUACAUUCUUGUAUGGAAAAUAUUUAGUCUGCACUUGUAUAAAUACAUCUUUGUGUAUUUCAUUUUCCAUAAUUCACUUUAAUUUGACUUCAACUUAUCUUGGUGAAAUACAUUAACAUUAUAAAGCAGUAAAUAAUUUGUUAUUUUUACCAUU
Molecule: messenger RNA, 3255 nt
Organism: Dipodomys ordii (Ord's kangaroo rat)
Lineage: Eukaryota; Metazoa; Chordata; Mammalia; Rodentia; Heteromyidae
Gene: Filip1l
Product: filamin A interacting protein 1-like
Exons: 2
Coding region: 229-2910 (893 amino acids)
Source: RefSeq, a predicted model, not a curated record